AUGUCUGCAAGUACCAGUUCGGAGUACCCCGCUUCAGCUGGGUGGUUCCAGUAUACCUUGCCAGCCCCACAAGCAUCUCUCGAGUUUGUCUUUAACAACGGGAACGGUGUUUGGGACAACAACAACAAUGCAAACUACAAAGCUACCAGUGCUGGACGGUGGAUUGUCAUGAGCUCUGUGAGUGUGCCAGCAGCCACGAAGACAUCCACUCCAGCGCCAACCACCACUCCGAGUCCGAGUUCGCCUGCCAGUCCUACACCAACGUCAACGAGAGCACCCACACCAACAACACCUGCACCCACACCGUCCGGAAGCUGCUACAAUUACAAUGGCAUUGAUUCGUGCUCCAGUUCCACGCAGACCGAACUCCCGGCUGCUGACGAUCAAAGAAAGUGGCAAACCCCACCUCGUAAUGCUAGUGGAUGGUCCGCCGAAUACCAAGACUACAGAUCGCUGACCGGGUACGCGCAUGUCGUGUACGGAUCGUCUCGUACAUCUGCUACCGUGACUGUGCGAACAUACCUGCGCGUUGCUUCAGCCUCAUGUUCGUACACGUUUAAUGGUGUGAAGUCGACAUCCCCAACGUAUCAAGUCACGAACUCGCUGAAAGACGACCUCGUGAUUGUAGCUACGUGCACGGAUGGGGACGAAUCGUGGAAACUGGAACUUGAUCCGGUCAAUUUCGUCUGGCAGAACAACGCGGUAAACCAGCCCAGUGGCAUGAAAGGAGGUCAGAAAGGUGCCAUUGUCGACUUGUUCGGAUGGCCAUACAAUGAUAUAGCUCAAGAGUGCACAGACUUCCUGGGCAAAGCAGGUUACAUGGGCGUGAAGAUCAACCCACCUCAAGAAUCUGUGCUGACGGAUGCAUGGCCUCAAAGCGGCCAGAGAAACCCAUGGUACUUCGUUUAUCAGCCUGUGAGCUACCGACUGUACUCACGUCUUGGAACGAGAAAGCAACUUAGGACCAUGAUCCAAACCUGCCGAGCCAACGGAGUGCGCGUGUAUGCCGAUGCAGUGGUGAACCACAUGUCUGGAGGUGGCAACGAUGUACUCUCACACCGCUACAGUAGUGGUGGUUCUUGUGUCACGUGGGGUGCCAAGUCCAGUUCCAAAAAGUCCCCUUACUACACACACAGCUUUACAUACGGCGUAAAUGCUUAUACAAACGCUCACCCCGCGCUUGAAUUCCCGGCUGUUCCGUUCGGACCGACAGAUUUCCACUGCGAGCGCUCAAUGAGUUCGUGGACCGACCCACUUCAACUUGAAACAGGGUGGCUUAGCGGCCUGACGGACUUAAAUACCGAGACAACCUACGUUCGUGAGCGUAUUGCUCAGUACUUCGUCGAUCUCUUGGGCAUCGGUUUCAGCGGACUUCGGCUGGAUGCACUCAAACACAUUGGACCUGUCGACACAGGCGCGAUUUUCGGGCUUUUGAGGAAAUACAUGGGUGGAAGCUCUCCAGACGACUUCAUCUCGUGGGGCGAAGUGAUCUUGGGUGGUGAAGCCAGCCUUCUGGCAUGCAACGCCAACUCGGGCUAUAAUUUCUACACUGGAUUGGAUGCAGAGUACGCUGCCAACGGGAUCUCCUCCACUGAUAUUGCCAAGCUCAAAAUCUGGUCGUCGGACUACCCGAAGGAAUUCCCGAUUUGUGGUUCUUGGAUCUUACCCGCGUCUCGAUUUGUGAUUCAAAACGAUGACCACGAUCAGCAGAACGAAGGCUCUUCCUCUCGGGACAUGGGCGAUUCCGGGUCAGUGCUCAUUAAAGACAAGGACGUUGCUAAACAUCGCUCUUUCGAGGUCAAGUUGUUUACUCGCACCGAUGCGGACUGGCAGAUCAAGGUUGUAUUGAGUUCCUACACGUGGUUCACAAACGGAGCCGGUGGGUUUCCCGACGGUUAUUCUGACUGUAGCGGGUUUGACUCAUCUCAAGGCCAGAAAUGCACGGCCAGUGUGCCGUACGAAAAGGCUUUCCGAGCUGGAUCCUGUGGCUACACGGUUGACGGUUUUGCUGGAGGCAAGUACACUCGCGUGCACCGCGAUCUAUCGAUAGUGAAUGCGAUGCGUAGCUGGGUCGGUCUUUCGUCUGUGAAGCUUUCGGACCUUGGAAUCACGGGAAGCUGCUAA
This is a messenger RNA of Phytophthora infestans T30-4, 2124 nucleotides long. RefSeq names its product alpha-amylase, putative. The coding region runs from base 1 to 2124 and encodes 707 amino acids. Gene Ontology annotation, molecular function: alpha-amylase activity; cation binding. Lineage: Eukaryota; Oomycota; Peronosporomycetes; Peronosporales; Peronosporaceae. The record is from RefSeq and is a predicted model, not a curated record. The transcript has a single exon. Gene Ontology annotation, biological process: carbohydrate metabolic process.